CGGCCGAGCACGUACAUCCAUCGAUCAACCGACCGGCGGGCCGACAUGACGACGGAGGUGGAGCUGAGAGUGGAGUCCCUCAGCCUGAGCGGCCUGUCCGCCAUCCCGCCGGAGUACGUCCGCCCGGAGGCGGAGCGCGCCGGCCUCGGCGACGCCAUCGAGCUCGCGGCCCGGGCCGCUUCCGAGGACCCCGCCCGCAUCCCGGUCGUCGACAUCGCCGCGUUCGACGGAGACGACCCGGACUCGAAGCGCGCGUGCGUCGAGGCGGUGCGCGCGGCGGCCGAGGAGUGGGGCGUCAUGCACGUCGCCGGCCACGGCAUCCCCGACGACGUGAUCGACCGCCUGCGCGCGGCGGGGGAGGCGUUCUUCGCGCUUCCCGUCGCGGAGAAGGAGAAGUACGCCAACGACCCGGCGGCGGGGCGGCUGCAGGGGUACGGCAGCAAGCUCGCCGCCAACGCCAGCGGGCAGAGGGAGUGGGAGGACUACCUGUUCCACCUCGUCCACCCCGACCACCUCGCCGACCACUCCGUCUGGCCGGCUAACCCGCCGGAGUACGUGCCCGUGACGAGCGACUUCAGCGCCCGCGUCCGGGAACUCGCUUCCAAGCUGCUCGCCAUCCUCUCCCUCGGCCUCGGCCUGCCGGAAGAGACGCUGGAGCGGCGUCUCCGGUCAGGACAGGAGCAGGACGAGGAUGACGACCUGCUCCUCCAGUUCAAGAUCAACUACUACCCCAAGUGCCCGCAGCCUGACCUCGCCGUCGGCGUCGAGGCCCACACCGACGUCAGCGCGCUCUCCUUCAUCCUCCACAACGGCGUGCCGGGCCUGCAGGUGCACCACGCCGGCCGCUGGGUCACCGCGCGCACCGAGCCUGGCACCAUCGUCGUCCACGUCGGCGACGCCCUGGAGAUCCUCGCGAACGGCCGCUACACCAGCGUGCUCCACCGCGGCCUCGUCAGCCGCGAGGCGGUGCGCGUGUCCUGGGUCGUCUUCUGCGAGCCCCCGCCGGAGUCCGUGGUGCUGGAGCCGGUGCCGGAGCUACUGCUGCUCGCCGACGGCGCCGACAAGCCGCUCUUCGCGCCACGCACCUUCAAGCAGCACGUCCAGCGCAAGGUGUUCAAGAUGCAGCAGGACCGGCAGCAAGACGCCGGCGUUGCAGCUGCAUAAUUCAACACACUAUCAUCGGUCGAAUUAAUGUAUCGACCUAGCUAAAUAAUUGCAACGACCUCGCUAGGGCAAGUCACUAUAUAUAUCAUAAAAGCGUGUGGUAUACAUCUUUAUUUUUUAAAAAAAAUAGAGGUUGUUAAAUAAUUAGUGCGGUCAAAAUGUUUUAUCUAUAUGAUUCCAUCUUUAUCAAUAUAAUUUUUAUUCAACUUUCUUAUGUA
This is a messenger RNA of Oryza brachyantha (malo sina), 1382 nucleotides long. Its product is annotated as leucoanthocyanidin dioxygenase 1-like. Gene Ontology annotation, molecular function: dioxygenase activity. The coding region runs from base 46 to 1164 and encodes 372 amino acids. NCBI's taxonomy places the organism in Eukaryota, Viridiplantae, Streptophyta, Magnoliopsida, Poales, Poaceae. The record is from RefSeq and is a predicted model, not a curated record. The transcript has a single exon.